ACACCCCGAGGGGCAGGCGGGCGUCAGGGGCGCUCCCCGUCCUGAAGGAGGGCAGGGGCCGUCUUCAUCCCCCCAAGGACGCGCACAGACGUCCUUGGGCACCGCAGACGGAUGUGAGCCCGUUCCUCAUUCCUCAUGCAAAGCAGCCGUCUACACAUAACGCGUGACAUCAGCUCGGGCUUUUCAAUUCCUGGAUGGCCGCAGCCGCUGAUCCAGCCUGCAGCCUGGAUUGCGCGACCUAGGCCCAGAGCGCCUGUCAGGGGACGCAGCUGCGGCUGCCCGGAGGGGGAACUGGUGACGGCGGCGCACGGACGGAGGACCCGCAGGCCCGAGGGCAUCCCGGCGCGAGUAUAAAGCUCGCAAUCGCGCCGGCAGAGGCUCAGCCCCCGCUUGGGACGGCCGCUGCCCCACAGCCCCGACCGCAGGAGGAGCCGCGCCGCGCCGCGCCCCGGGAAGCAUGCGGACGAGCCCGCUGCUGCUGCUGCUGCUGGCCGCGCUCCUGGCGCCCGCGCCCGCCGCCCCCGCGCCCGGGGCCGCGGCGUCCUGGAGCGCCAAGUACGCGGUGGACUGCCCCGAGCGCUGCGACCGCGACGCGUGCAGAAGCCCCCAGCGCUGCGAGAGGACCGUGCUGGACGACUGCGGCUGCUGCCGCGUGUGCGCCGCCCGGCGCGGGGCGACCUGCUACCGCACCGUGUCGGGCAUGGACGGCGUCAAGUGCGGCCCGGGGCUGCAGUGUCAGUUCUACAGCGAGGAGGACGAUUUUGGUGACGAGUAUGGCGUCUGCAAAGACUGCCCCUACGGCACCUUCGGCGUGGAGUGCAAGGAGACCUGCUCCUGUCCGCUGGGCGUGUGUGACAGGGUGACCGGCAAGUGCCUGAAGUUUCCCUUCUUCCAGAACGCGGCCACCAAGCCUUCCGACAGUUUGGUGUCUCACACAAAGCACGACAUGGCAUCAGGGGACGGCAAUACGGUGACACAAGGCGAGGGGAAGGAGAGCACUGCCCUGACGACCGAGAUGCGACGGCUAAAUCCACGCUGACCCACGCCGCCGGCAGGAGACUGCUGGAACGACCGGCCGACGCGCGGCCAACGUUGUAGGCAUUGUUUAGGUUAGAGCGUAGGUAAUGUUUGGAGACCAAGCACGGUUCAGGGUGGGUCCAGGGACACAAGCAGGCUACUAACAAUCCAUAAAAUGCAUAGGGCUGAACAUUUAGAUAUCUGCUGAACAUGUCGAUGCAUAUAGAUUUGUUAGAUAACUGUUUAUAGCAAUACUGAAGAA
This is a messenger RNA of Phyllostomus discolor (pale spear-nosed bat), 1279 nucleotides long. RefSeq names its product endothelial cell specific molecule 1 (gene ESM1). The record is from RefSeq and is a predicted model, not a curated record. The coding region runs from base 458 to 1039 and encodes 193 amino acids. NCBI's taxonomy places the organism in Eukaryota, Metazoa, Chordata, Mammalia, Chiroptera, Phyllostomidae. Gene Ontology annotation, cellular component: extracellular region. The transcript is spliced from 3 exons.